GGAAAGUGAAGUGAGAGGGCGAUGGUGAGGAGCGGGGAUGGUGACGCGCCGCCUCGCUGUGCUGAGUGAGCGGGAGGCGCGGGGAGUGAACUGCUUCGGAUUCCGCCGUCAUGAGACAAUGGGGCGAGAUGACGAGUGACGCGGAGAUCGGGGUGUGGGUGGACGGCGUGCAGAAGUGGGUGACGGGGGUGACGCGGCGAACCACCUGCCAUGACGUCAUCAAGGCGCUUCUCCGGGCGCAGAGUGUGCGCGCGGAGGACAGUGACGUCAUGCAGUACGUUAUCGUGGAGAGAUGGCGCAAAGUGGAGCGACCUCUGGACCACGAGCAGAGAAUACUCAAGGUGUGGCGAACGUGGGGCGAGGCCGUGGGCGAGGUGCGGUUCUCCCUGCGGAAGAUGCGCGACGGCGAGGCGGCCGGCGGCGCGGGCAGCAGCGGCCGCGCGGAGAGAAGCCGACGGCGACACAGGAUGCGGAACGUCCACGGCUCCAAGGAGGCGCUCAACCCCAAGAAGCUGGCCAAGGACGACCCCAAGUUCAGUGAGACGAUGGAGCGGCUGAUGCGGCUGGUGGUGGCCCAGGGCGAGACCAUCCAGACGCAGCUGCGGCGCCUGCAAGAGCGGGAGUGCCAGAUCGAGCAAUAUGAGCAGCAAAUGCACCUCCUUCGCGUCCAGAACCUCGGCAGGGACUACCUGUUGCAUUCCUACCUCAAGGACGACAGCUGCGAGACCAAGGACGAGCCCGGGAGCGAAGAGAAGAGCAACGACUCGGGCGUGGUAACGGAGGAGGCGGCGCAGACGCUGGAGGGCAUGACGCCGGAGGAGGAGGCGGCCACGUCGUCGGAGCUCGAAGAGUUGCAGCAGAUCGCGGCGCAGCUGACGAGGAUCGAGGACCUGAACAACCGCCUGCUGCACGAAGAGGAGACCAUGUCGGGGAUGAACACCGCCGUGCAGGCCGCUCACGAGCAACACAAAGACGAGGCCGAGUUGCUGCAGCAGGAGCUGGUCUGCGUUGCCCACGUGCACGCGCAGCUGGUGGCGGACGUGCGGCAGAACGAGCAGAGACUGCGGGAAACCGAGGCGAUGCUGUGGCAGCAGCGCAAGCAGCUGGAGAUGUUGCUGCAGGAGGAGACCGAGUCCGACCGAGAGACGCAGGCUCUGAGAGAACACCUGGACUACAUCAUCCACCUUCCUCCCACGGCCUUUCGCCUCCCCGCGGACCCCCCUCUUCCCCAGGUGCACGUCCCUCCCACAGCCGCCAUUACCGCGACCACAGCCGCCAGUGCCACGCCGAGAGUCCCUCCUGUAAAUAGUGCCGCCGCACCCGUCGCAGUGGCACCAGCCUCCACAAAGCUUAAUAAUAAGACCAGCAAAAAUAACCCGACGUCAGACGACAAAGACGUCCCGCCUCCUUUGCCCGCGUGUCCUCCGCCCAUAGACGAGGAGGAGGACGAGGACGACGGGGACUCGGCCAAAAACAGCAGUCUCUGCGUGAGCUCGCGGUCCAGCACCUCGUCUGAAGCCUCGACGAGUAGUAACACGAGCGGGUUUGGCAGCAAGACCCCCAGCACCUCAGCACCAAAGUCCUCCUCCUCAUCCUCCACGUCGUUACCCUCGUCCUCACUCCCUUCCUCCACCAAAGCCAGUGAAGGAGGAGGAAAAGAUACAGACUCAACAGACUCGAACUCGGACACAGGGCUGAGUUCGCUCCACAGUAGUAGUGACGAGGGAGUUUAUGUGUUGGAUACUCUUGUCUGAAAGUGAGAGAGAAAAAAGUAUAUAU
Messenger RNA from Penaeus monodon (black tiger shrimp), 1779 nucleotides. RefSeq names its product ras association domain-containing protein 10-like. The record is from RefSeq and is a predicted model, not a curated record. The transcript has 4 exons. Gene Ontology annotation, biological process: signal transduction. Bases 111 to 1754 code for a protein of 547 amino acids. NCBI's taxonomy places the organism in Eukaryota, Metazoa, Arthropoda, Malacostraca, Decapoda, Penaeidae.